UUGGCGGAGUGGCGGGCGGCCCUGGCUGGGAGCCGAGCCGGCGACGGGGCCGGGAUUCCCUAGUGGUGCCGGCGGCAACAGCAGCGGGUCCUGGGGCCUGGAGCGGAGGAGGCGGCUGUCGGGGCCCGUCCGGGAGCGGAGGAGGCGGCGGGCCCCGGCCCCGGGUCGCCGAGCAUGAACCACAAGAGCAAGAAGCGGAUCCGGGAGGCGAAGCGCAGCGCCCGGCCAGAGCUGAAGGACUCGCUGGACUGGACCCGGCACAACUACUGCGAGACCUUCCCGCUGAGCCCGGCGGCCUGCACGGAUAAUGUGGAAAGGGCAGAUGCACUCCAUUUAUCGGUGGAAGAAUUUGUUGAGCGUUAUGAAAAGCCUUAUAAGCCUGUAGUUCUGUUGAAUGCUCAGAUGGGCUGGUCUGCCCAAGAGAAGUGGACUCUAGAACGCCUGAAGCGCAAGUACAGGAACCAGAAGUUCAAGUGUGGUGAGGACAAUGAUGGGUACUCUGUGAAGAUGAAGAUGAAAUAUUACAUAGAGUAUAUGGAGACCACACGUGAUGACAGCCCCCUCUACAUCUUCGACAGCAGCUAUGGAGAGCACCCUAAGCGCAGGAAACUCCUGGAAGACUACAAAGUGCCCAAGUUCUUCACUGAUGACCUAUUCCAAUAUGCAGGAGAGAAGCGCAGACCACCUUAUAGAUGGUUUGUAAUGGGCCCACCUCGAUCAGGAACAGGAAUUCAUAUUGAUCCUCUGGGAACCAGUGCUUGGAAUGCCUUAGUCCACGGACAUAAGCGCUGGUGCCUCUUCCCUACCAGCACUCCCAGAGAGUUGAUCAAAGUGACACGGGAAGAAGGAGGGAACCAGCAGGAUGAGGCGAUCACUUGGUUCAGUAUCAUAUACCCUAGGACACAGCUCCCCACCUGGCCUCCUGAAUUCAAACCCCUGGAAAUUGUGCAGAAACCAGGCGAGACCGUCUUUGUACCAGGUGGCUGGUGGCACGUAGUUCUCAAUCUCGAUACAACCAUUGCCAUCACACAGAACUUUGCCAGCUGUACCAACUUCCCUGUGGUAUGGCACAAGACAGUAAGAGGGAGGCCAAAAUUAUCAAGGAAGUGGUACAGGAUCCUAAAACAAGAGCAUCCUGAGCUGGCAGUGUUGGCUGAUUCAGUUGAUCUACAAGAAUCAACAGGUAUUGCUUCUGAUAGUUCCAGUGAUUCCUCCAGUUCCUCUAGCUCCAGCUCCUCGGACUCUGAUUCAGAGUGUGAUUCUGGCUCUGAGACUGAAGGGAUGAUGCAUCGGCGGAAAAAGAGAAGGACUUGCAGCAUGAUGGGUAACGGUGACACUACCUCUCAAGAUGACUGUGUGAGCAAAGAACGCAGCUCCUCCAGGAUUAGGGAAUCUUGCGGAAGCCGCGCUCACCCCUGAGAGCUAACAAGAACCGUCUAGAGGCAGCUGCCACUCGAAGCUCCGUUAGCAGCCAGCUCUGUUCUACCCCUCUCAGCUCCUAUCUACUCUUAUGAUCCUUCUCAAGUCUUCACUGCUACUUUGAUCCAAACUCCUAUCUUCCAUCACGUGCUGACUAAAGAUGACUCCUUACUAACUACUGGGGGGAACUCGCAAGUCUAAAUGACUGUGCAAUGCUUAGUGCCCUUCUGUACCCCCAAAAAAGUGCACUAAAUGAUCAGAAAAUAACCCAGCUCUGGGCAAGGACAUGCCAUGUGUCUUACAGUUCAUGAAGUUGGCAAGGAAAACAGUCUGAUACCUGUUUUUAAAGGACUAUUUUAAAACCAGCAGCUACAUCCAGAAACCUACCCUGCUUUGACCCUGUCAUACGUUUACAUGUACUGCACAUGCUGAAAUUAGGAGAGGAUCUUGGCACCUUUGCUCUACACAAACAUCCGGUGGAUAUUGUACCAGAGCGCUGGAAGGGAGACUAACUGUUAUGUACUCUGAACUCUGAGGUGACUUCAAAUGACUAGAAAUGGCUACCUGUGAGAAGCACCUUUUGUGGUCAUAUUAAUCUACGUACACUCUGACUAAACCCAAAUAGUCUAAGAUGUGACACCUUAACCAGCAAUGAUCAUAUGUACUUAUGCUUGGUAUCUGCCAUAUUAAGUAUAAAAAGAUUAACUGGCACUUGGAUGUAGCAUUGGGGCUUGAGGGAACAAGAGAUGAGUGGCUUCUUGUAUAGUAGAAGCCACUGAAAGUCACCAUCUAUCAACAGUUACCCAUGAACCUUAGGUGUAGGGGGAAAACUAUAUAACUGAAUUACAGACUUUAUUCAGCCCCAGCAAGCAGCUGUCUCUUUGAGGUCAUGUAUUUAGGAGCUUAGUAGCACUUGCUCUGGGCUCUGUAAAAGAGUACCGGGGGGGGGGGG
Terrapene triunguis (Three-toed box turtle) is the source of this 2371-nucleotide messenger RNA. RefSeq names its product jumonji domain containing 6, arginine demethylase and lysine hydroxylase (gene JMJD6). Gene Ontology annotation, cellular component: cytoplasm; nucleus. The transcript has 7 exons. Lineage: Eukaryota; Metazoa; Chordata; Testudines; Emydidae. The record is from RefSeq and is a predicted model, not a curated record. Gene Ontology annotation, biological process: phagocytosis. Gene Ontology annotation, molecular function: P-TEFb complex binding; histone H4R3 demethylase activity. Bases 175 to 1419 code for a protein of 414 amino acids.